Messenger RNA from Nematolebias whitei (Rio pearlfish), 1450 nucleotides. RefSeq names its product NOP2/Sun RNA methyltransferase 6 (gene nsun6). Gene Ontology annotation, biological process: RNA methylation. Gene Ontology annotation, molecular function: methyltransferase activity; RNA binding. The record is from RefSeq and is a predicted model, not a curated record. The transcript has 11 exons. Lineage: Eukaryota; Metazoa; Chordata; Actinopteri; Cyprinodontiformes; Rivulidae. Bases 1 to 1407 code for a protein of 468 amino acids.
AUGUCCAUUUUUCCACGAAUUUCAAUGAAGCCUGAAGUGACUGAAUAUCUUCGAAGUGUCUUCUUAAACAAGGAGGCGGUGGCUGCUGUGGGUCAUCAGGAGGCGGAGCUACACUUCCAGAGGCUGCUUCUGUGUUUGUCCCACCCGCCUUCACACACGUGUGUGCGAGCCAGCACACACCUGGCUCCCCUGGAAGAGAUCCGACACGAGCUGCGAGAGGAGCUGAAGAAGCAGGCGCGCAGCUCGUCAGCAGAAGAAAUUCAAAUUGUUCCACAUCCCCGUGUUGAAGAUGUUCUGCUACUUCCUGUUGAUGGUCCCAGGUAUGAGAGGAGUGUUUUUCGAACGACACCCGUGACGCAGCUCAGCUCAGAGGUGGUGGUGGGCGCUCAGUGUGGCAGUGCCGUACUGAGGGGGGCUCACGUCUUCCAUCCAGGGAUCACUGCCAGCCCCAAGUACAUGAAGAUUGGAGACGCUGUGUCCGUCUUCUCCGAUUUGGAGGGAAGAUGCACUCGAGGAGCUUUUAGUUUCCAGGGAAACAAGGUGUUUGUGGGAAAUGGAGUUGCUGAAAUGGAUCGUUCGCGCAUCUUCGCCACAGACGAACCUCCCAGAGGUGUUGGCGUUCGGAUGGUGGAGCCACUUUACCAGAGUCCCUCCUUCGACGGAGUCCUGCCGAGCCUGGUGUUCUUACAGAACCUCCCCUCUGUGGUUGCGGGACACGUGCUCGGGCCUCGACCUGGAGAACGGAUCUUGGAUAUGUGUGCUGCACCGGGAGGAAAGACCUGCCACAUAGCUGCUCUUAUGGAGGAUCAGGGAGAAGUUGUGGCCUUGGAUCGAAUCCGAAACAAGAUCGAACGAAUUCGUCAGAACGCACAAAUGCUGCAUUUGAAAAGCGUCAAAGCUUAUUGUUUCAACAGCGUUCAGGCUGUGAGCGAUGACCCGUCACAGGAAACCGAAGGACCUCCUUUCCCUCCAGAGAGUUUUGACCGAGUUCUCCUCGAUGCCCCCUGCAGCGGCCUCGGACGGAGGCCCAACAUGUCCUGCACCUGGAGCCUCAAGGAGAUUUGUUCUUACCCGCCGCUGCAGCGCAAGUUGUUUCAUGCUGCGGUUCAGCUGUUAAAGAAAGGUGGUGUUUUGGUGUACAGCACCUGCACAGUGACUCUAGCAGAGAAUGAGGAGCAGGUAGCCUGGGCCCUCAAGACCUUCCCUGACCUCACUUUGCAGCCACAGGAGCCUCACAUCGGCGCAGAGGGCAUGCUGGGAGCCGGCCUGUCAGCUGAGCAGCUGCGCCUCCUCCAGAGGUUCAGACCGGAGCUGAGCUGGGAGCAGACAGACGCCACAGCCCCCGUCGCCUGCAGAGCAGACGGGGACACCAUCGGCUUUUUUAUUGCCAAGUUCCUGAAAAACUGACUGGAGGGCCCGUUUCCUCGAUGCUGUCCCCCACUUGAGACUA